Molecule: messenger RNA, 1206 nt
Organism: Lodderomyces beijingensis
Lineage: Eukaryota; Fungi; Ascomycota; Pichiomycetes; Serinales; Debaryomycetaceae
Source: the annotation of a GenBank genome assembly
AUGGUCUCAGUAUUCUCAUUAACCAAACAGGUUUUAACUGCGCUCGCUUUUGCUUUAUUGGCCCAAGGUGUUGCUAUCCCUGAAGGUCUCGAAAAGAGAAGCCCAGGUUUUGUUUCGUUAGAUUUCGACGUCAUUAGAAAACCCCUCAGUGCCAACUCAACCGCUCCAACAGGUGCAGGCGUUUCCAAAAGAGCCGGUAAGGUCCCAUUGACUUUGAUCGAUGAAGGUGUUUCGUAUGCUUCCAAGAUCACCGUUGGCUCAAACAAGCAACCACAAACCGUCAUCAUCGACACCGGUUCAAGUGACUUGUGGCUCGUUGACGUGAAUGCCAAGUGUGAAGGCAAGGACAAUGACUGUAAACAAUACGGUACAUUCAACCCCAGCACUUCAUCCACUUGGAAGAAAUUGAACCAACAGUUCUCCAUCGAGUACGGAGACUACACCACAUCCACAGGAACCUAUGGUAAAGACACUGUUGGUUUUGGUGGAAUCUCAAUCACUGGACAACAGUUGGCAGAUGUGACUGACACCUCGGUCAACCAACCAAUCUUGGGAAUUGGUUUGGAUACUCUCGAGGCCUCAAACACCCAGUAUGACAAUGUCCCCGUCACUCUUAAGAAACAAGGUGUCAUUGCCAAGAAUGCCUACUCGCUUUACUUGAACAAGCCCGAUGCUGCUACCGGUACCAUUAUCUUUGGAGGUGUUGACAAUGCCAAGUACUCAGGCAGUUUGAUCUAUGAGGAUGUGACCUUGCCCACCAGAUUGACCAUUGCAUUAGGUGGUGUUGGCUGGAACGGUAAGUCCUACAACGGUGCAAAUACUGACGCAUUGUUGGAUACCGGUACCACUUUGGCUUAUUUGAACCCAGACAUUGUUGACGGUAUCGCCAACCAGGCCGGUGCUUAUUGGGUGACCUAUCAAGAUGGCGGACAGUAUGAAAUCAGCUGUGACGCUAACCUUUCGGGUGACCUUGUUUUCUCCUUUGCAAAGGGAGCCAAGAUCUCGGUCCCAGCAUCGGAGUUGAUUUACAAUAACGGCGACGAUGGAUGUAUCCUCGGUGUGCAACCUAAUGCUGGAUCUGAUGAUCUCACCAUCUUGGGUGACACCUUCCUUCGUCACUCCUACUUGGUGUACAACCUUGAUGCAUUGACUGUUGGAGUUGCCCAAGUGAAGUACACCACAGCCUCGUCAAUCAGUGCCAUUUAA